CAACAACAGCAGCAGGUCGUAAAUCAAAUCGAGGACGUUCUUCAACAAUGUCACAAAAACGUAUUAAUCUUCGACAACAACCUAUUGAUGUAUCAGAAAGUUCAGAAAAAAAAGAUACUAAAAAUAUUUAUGAAGAAAUCGAUACUAUUACUGAAAAUAAAGAAUCAACAACAAAAACUUCUGGUCGAAAAAGAAAAAGUACAACACCUGUAACAACAAUUUCUACUAAACGAAGUCGUCGAACAACACCACAAACAGUACCAACAAUGCGUACUCGUCGUCAACAACCUCCUACAAUUGAAAUAUCUCCAAUAGUUACUAAAUCUAAUAGACGUACACCUGUUGGAAAACAACAAGAACAAAUAGUUACUCCUCCUGAUAUUACAACAACUCAUAGUACGACACCAAAACGUGGUAGAAAAUCAACAAAAUUAAAUACACCAAUUGAAAAAUCUCCCGAAAAAUCAAAUUCAAUUGUUGAUCGACCUAUUCGUAUUGCUUUAAGUAGUCAUUUGAAUUUUGAUCAAAAUCAUAUUGAUACAUUAGGUAAAUUAGGUUUUGAAAUAAUGGAUGAAUCAUGUCAAGUUGAUGCUCUUGUUGUUGAUCGUAUAAGACGUACAAAAAAAUUUUUUAUGUGUCUUGCACGUGGUGCACAUAUAUUAUCUCCUCAAUGGAUUGAAUUAAUGAUAAAAGAAAAUCGUUAUAUACAAUAUGAUAAAUAUUAUUUAGAAGAUAAAAAUGCUGAAACACGUUAUGGAUUUCAAUUACGUGAAAGUGUUCGUUUAGCUAAACAAGGUCUUAUUUUUGAAAAUUAUAAAUUUUUUUGUACAAAAGAUACAUCACCACCAUAUGAAGAUUUAAAAGAUAUUAUUCAAGCUGCUGGAGGUAAAUUAAUUGAAAAAAUUAAUAUAAAUAAACCAGGAAAAGAUAUUAUUUGUAUUGUUGCACAAACACAUAAAAAUCAAUAUGAAGAUUUAUUUAAAAAAAAUAUUCCUAUUCUUAGUGAAGAAUUUAUUUUAAGUGGAAUAUCAAAACAAAAACUUGAUUUUGAUUCUUUCUCUUUAUUUCAAAAUGCUACAACUAUUAAAACAAAUACUGGAAAAUAA
Molecule: messenger RNA, 1106 nt
Organism: Rotaria sp. Silwood2
Lineage: Eukaryota; Metazoa; Rotifera; Eurotatoria; Philodinida; Philodinidae
Source: the annotation of a GenBank genome assembly